GGAGGAGCGAGAGCAAAGAUGGCGGCGAAUCCGAACUCUAGCAAACCUCUGUUUGAAUGUCCAAGCUGGGCAGGGAAACCUCCUCCUGGCUUGCACCUUGAUGUUGUGAAAGGAGAUAAACUUAUAGAGAAGCUGAUCAUCGAUGAAAAAAAAUACUACUUGUUUGGGAGAAACCCUGAUCUGUGCGACUUCACAAUCGAUCAUCAGUCUUGCUCCAGAGUUCAUUCAGCCCUAGUCUACCACAAGCAUUUGAAGAGAGUCUUUCUUAUAGAUCUCAACAGCACCCAUGGCACUUUCCUGGGACGUAUCCGGUUGGAGCCUCACAAACCACAACAGAUUCCCAUUGACUCCACGGUUUCUUUUGGAGCCUCCACGAGAAUGUACACCCUUCGAGAGAAACCUCAGACCCUUCCAUCUGCCUUGAAAGGGGAUGAUAAAACUGGGGAUGAUGAUGAAUUGAAAGGUCUCUUAGGCCUUCCGGAAGAGGAAACUGAGCUUGAUAAUUUAACAGAAUUUAACACUGCACACAACAAGAGAAUAUCAACACUUACUAUUGAAGAAGGCAACUUGGACAUCCAGAGAUCACGAAGGAAGAAGAGAAAUUACCGUGUUACCUUCAGUGAGGAUGAUGAAAUUAUAAAUCCAGAGGAUGUGGACCUUCAGUUGGACGUUUCAGAAAUAUGGUGCAGACAGCUGUAGUUCCAGUCAAGAAAAAGAAAACCGAAAAUCCUGGAUCUCUCAGCCUUGAAGAUUCUGUUGGUCGGCGUGUACAGAACUUUCCAUUUUCUGGGGGCUUGUAUGUUGGACUCCCUCCUGCCCAUUCUGAAGGAGGAGGACAGACGCCUGGCAGCCAUGGCACAGCGCUAAUUGGUGGGAUGCUUUUCCCUAACUUGGCACCUGAAGUUGAUCUUACUCCAACCACCCCAACAACUGUCCCUAUCACAGUUGCUCCUACUGCAUCAAGCUUUGUUGCUGAAGCUGUCAAUGAGCCCAAGAAGAAAAAAUAUGCAAAGGAAGCUUGGCCUGGGAAAAAGCCUACCCCUCUUAUUUAA
This is a messenger RNA of Staurois parvus, 1052 nucleotides long. NCBI's taxonomy places the organism in Eukaryota, Metazoa, Chordata, Amphibia, Anura, Ranidae. The record is from the annotation of a GenBank genome assembly.